AUGGAAGUUUGUGUGUCUCGAAGCGGAGGUGCUUCCAGACACUUAGGCCCCCCCCCACCCUCUGGUUCUCCUAAGUGCCUCCCACCCUCUGGUUCUCCUAAGUGCCUCCCGCCCCCUGGUUCUCCUAAGUGCCUCCCGCCCCCUGGUUCUCCUAAGUGCCUCCCGCCCCUUGGUUCUCCUAAGUGCCUCCCGCCCCCUGGUUCUCCUAAGUGCCUCCCGCCCCCUGGUUCUCCUAAGUGCCUCCCGCCCCCUGGUACUCCUAAGUGCCUCCCGCCCCCUGGUUCUCCUAAGUGCCUCCCGCCCCCUGGUUCUCCUAAGUGCCUCCCGCCCCCUGGUUCUCCUAAGUGCCUCCCGCCCCCUGGUUCUCCUAAGUGCCUCCCGCCCCCUGGUUCUCCUAAGUGCCUCCCGCCCCUCUGGUUCUCCUAA
This is a messenger RNA of Procambarus clarkii (red swamp crayfish), 426 nucleotides long. NCBI's taxonomy places the organism in Eukaryota, Metazoa, Arthropoda, Malacostraca, Decapoda, Cambaridae. The record is from RefSeq and is a predicted model, not a curated record.